This is a messenger RNA of Acanthopagrus latus (yellowfin seabream), 3588 nucleotides long. RefSeq names its product presenilin 1 (gene psen1). Gene Ontology annotation, biological process: membrane protein ectodomain proteolysis; calcium ion transport; smooth endoplasmic reticulum calcium ion homeostasis. The record is from RefSeq and is a predicted model, not a curated record. Gene Ontology annotation, molecular function: cadherin binding; beta-catenin binding; aspartic endopeptidase activity, intramembrane cleaving. NCBI's taxonomy places the organism in Eukaryota, Metazoa, Chordata, Actinopteri, Spariformes, Sparidae. The coding region runs from base 207 to 1658 and encodes 483 amino acids. The transcript is spliced from 11 exons. Gene Ontology annotation, cellular component: Z disc; ciliary rootlet; perinuclear region of cytoplasm.
UCCCUGAAGGCGUGCGAGCGGAAGUAGUUUACUCCAGCGACCGGAAGUUCUGCGAAAAGACAGGAACAACAAAGAAGAGAAAGUGCCCGGGUUUUAAACCUACUUGAGAGCACACCAAAUCAAAAACCCAAGGAAAUUAACUAUCGUUCCCAGUAGGGCAAAAGAAUUUGGUUUGCAUGUGAGGUUAAGUGUCUGCCGAGCCAACCAUGGCGAACAAUGCAGAGGAUAUCGAAAACAAUAUGGACCAACAGGAGACCAAUGUCGCCCCUGAACCCACCCUGCAGCCCCAGGAGGCUACAGUGACCAGAGCAAGGUCCAGAGGAGGAGGAGGAGGUGGUGAUGGUGGAGGUGGAGGAGAUGGUAGAGGAAGUGGCAAUGGCAGUGGACCAGAGCAGAACGGGCAGCCCCCCGCCGCUCGACCCGCCCGUGUGGUGGAGGCCGAGGAGGACGAGGAUGAAGAGCUGACCUUGAAAUACGGGGCCAAGCACGUCAUCAUGCUGUUUGUUCCCGUGACCCUGUGCAUGGUGGUUGUCGUGGCGACCAUAAAGUCCGUCAGCUUCUACACGCAGAAUGACGGGCAGAGAUUGAUCUACACACCGUUCCCUGAAGACACGGACACCGUCGGACAGAGAGCCCUCAACUCCAUCCUGAACGCCACCAUCAUGAUCACUGUGAUCAUCGUCAUGACUCUGGUGCUGGUGCUGCUAUACAAGUACCGCUGCUACAAGGUGAUCCAAGGAUGGCUCUUCCUCUCCUCCCUCCUCCUGCUCUUCUUCUUCUCCUACAUCUACCUCAAGGAGGUUUUCAAGACCUACAACGUGGCCAUGGACUAUUUCACCCUGGCGAUAAUAAUUUGGAACUUCGGAGUGGUGGGCAUGAUGUGCAUUCACUGGAAAGGACCGCUGCGGCUCCAGCAGGCCUACCUCAUCAUGAUCAGCGCCCUCAUGGCCCUGGUUUUCAUCAAGUACCUGCCAGAAUGGACCGCCUGGCUCAUAUUAGCCGUCAUAUCUGUCUAUGAUCUGUUAGCAGUGCUCUGUCCCAAAGGGCCGCUGAGGAUCCUGGUGGAGACGGCUCAGGAGAGGAACGAGCCCAUCUUUCCAGCCCUCAUCUACUCUUCUACAAUGGUGUGGCUCGUCAACAUGGCCGACACUGACAGGCCAAAAAGGAACUCGACAGAAGCAACACCACCUCAACAACAAGCUCAAGAAGCCUUGUCGUCUCCGGCUGCCACCAGUCUGUCACAGGACGACGGGGGCUUCACCCCCAACUGGGUCAACCAGCAGCAGCACCAGCUGGGGCCGAUCCAGUCCACCGAGCAGACCAGAAGGGAGGUCCAGGAGAUGCCGUCCGCUCGGCCUCCUGUUGAAGACGACGAUGAAGAGAGGGGCGUCAAGCUCGGCCUCGGAGACUUCAUCUUCUACAGCAUGCUGGUGGGAAAGGCCUCGGCCACAGCCAGCGGCGACUGGAACACCACGCUCGCCUGCUUCGUAGCCAUCCUCAUCGGCCUGUGUCUGACCCUGCUCCUCCUCGCCAUCUUCAAGAAAGCGCUCCCCGCUCUGCCCAUCUCCAUUUUCUUCGGCCUGGUCUUCUACUUCGCCACAGACAACUUGGUACAGCCCUUCAUGGACAAGCUGGCGCUACACCAGUUCUACAUUUAGCAGGACGCUGCCCUGAUAACCCUCACCCACAUAGCCCUCCGGCCAACAACACCAGAGCGGUCCCUUUACAGCCGGGGGAACAAAGGGCGAUGCAGGGGCCCCUCCUGCCCCAGCAUCCCCUUCUAAGAACUCAUGACGACGGGACACAAGUUGUUUUUGUUCUGCCUUUCUUUUCCGACGCCACGGGAAGGCAUCCCCCACGACAGCUGUUCUUAAAUAUUUUAAUUCUGUUUAUAACCAAGAAGUGACAUUUCUCGCUCAACCUGGGACCUCAUCUCCAUCGGUCUCGGGCUCCGUAAAGAGAAAAUAGUGGGGAUUUUUUUCUUGCCGUUAUUUAUCCAGGGAGGCUUUCUAAAAGCUCGUCUGCUCCUUUACAGCAGCGCCCUGCGUCACAGCCACUCACAUCGACACCAGUGCGACCACGCUCUUCUACAGCCGGGGCUCUACAGCAGGUGCCUUGCUCAGGGACACCUUGGCGGUAGCUGUCAAGCAAAGGGAGGCGGUUUUUUUAUCAAGUCUCCCUUCAAAGACUUUGAUCGUCAUUUUCCGACUCGUGAGCUGCCACCACCACCCCCCCAAACUCGACCCACGAUUUAAAAAAAAAAAGCCUUCAUCAAGCUGGACACUCUAUGAUGAUAUUGAUAAUAGAUUGGUAAAUGUGUAGUUUGAUUGUGUUUGAGCUGUCAGUCACCAGACGUGCUUUCCUCACCGCUGUUAAGAAUGGUUUGAAAUGUGUUUUUCUUCCCCCCACUUUAGACACAUGAAACCAAAUCUCUGGCGCCGGAGCGAUUCACACCCCGAAAGAUUCACGCUUGAAAUCUUUCUCACGAGGGGGAACAAAGUGGACGAUUUAUUGUGUUUGGAUUUGAAUUAUGAGUCUUAUUGUGACACUGACGCAUCAGAUAUUUCACUAUGAUUUCUGCCCUUAAAUCACAUUUGAAUUCAGAGCCUGCAGAGGGAGGAAAGUUCGCAUACACACACACACACUGACACACUCACACCUGAGACUUGCCUGCCACGUCAGUCACGUACUGUCAGCCACUGAGCAGUUCUGCUGGAGCAGUCGGAGGUUCAGUGCCUUGCUCAAGGGCAUUUCAGUAGUAGUAGUUGAUGUUGUUAUUGUGGGACAGAAAUGUGCUUUUCAUUCUCCUUCCUGACUGAAAUUUUCUUAUUUUUUUUGUGUGUUUAUUUUCCCACCUGUCCAGGGAUUGUAACCUGUGAUCAUCUGGUCACAAACUCUGAACCUUUAGGCUAUAGCUGCCCUCAUGACGCUCGCCUGGUGCUGUCUGGAACUAUGCUACAUCAAGAACAAAAAAAAAAAAACCCACAUUAUUUCGACGAUACACAAAUAACUUGUGUCGGGUUUUUUUUUCGUUUUUUUUUUCAAGAUAUGCAGAUGAGAAACUUUGUACUUUUUGAAUCAUGGGGGUAAAUGUCAACAGGGUCUUACACACAAAAAAAGGAACAUCUGGGAAGAAAAAAACGCUGAAAACAAAUAAAACUUUUGACAGAAAUUCUGUGUGUGUAUUGAGGAAAAUACUAAAUCCUGAUGAGUGAGGGAGUUGUAGAUUUAGUUUGAUUUGAUACUUGAAUUUGUGAGGAGUUUUGGAAAAAGUUAUGAAGGAUUAUUAGUGAAACUGGCUAUUUUUGGUCAAGUUAAACUCAAACCAAAAAGUUUAAAUCAAGGCGAUUUAUGUACAAACAAUCGAGAUGUGUAUGAACCCACGCUUCUGAGCUGAUAGUGGAGGACGAGCUGCACUGAUCGCUCCGUCGUAGCUGCACUCACACUUGCAGAGACGAAACCAAGAGGGAACAACGUAGUAAUAUUUGUUCUGAAUGUUUGUUUGUUUUUCUCCCUUCUUCCCUUUCUGUUUAUAGGGAGUAUGUUGGGUGACUGGCUUUUUUUCUGUCCUUCACAUGCAUAUGUGUG